CCGCGUUCGCAGAGCCCUUACGAUGCUUCGCAAUCUGUCCGUGUGUCUGAUAUCAUUUAUCGGGCUCUGGUGCCUGAGCAAUACUCACACCCAGCGCCUGCCCCCAGAAGGGCGAAUGCGCCCCUUGCAAGACGACUCGAUCCGCUCUCCCGUGGACCGCGACAUAGUCUUUCCGGAGUUAGACGCGGGACCAGGCAAGCCCGAGGAGAAGAUGUGGUUUCACAUAACAGACUUUCAAUUUGAUCGGGUGGAGGGCCCGACCCAGCCCAAGCCCAAGCCCAGACAAUACCCCCCGCCGCCGAUGCCCGGCCAGCCCUUUCCGCCGCCCCCCGGGGGCUUUAAAAAGAAGGAAAACAAGCAACGCCGCCUCUGCGAGCAAAAAUAUUCCGAAUAUGUGGAGCGCAUCUUUCCCAAUGAUACCGCAGUGGCUGCCGAUGCCAACGACGCAGACUUCGAUGGUCGGGUCCUGGCCCGGCCCGGCUGCCGUGGGCUUCGAGUCGGACAGAGGGCAAGUGGACUACAAAUGUGGCGGCAGCUUGAUAAGCGAGAGAUUCGUGCUUACCGCAGCCCACUGUACAUCCAUAUACGAGGCGCCCCCCAAGUGGGUUCGCAUCGGGGACCUUGACCUGGCCUCCGAGAAGCGGUCGGUGGAGGCCCAGCUGCUUCGGAUUGAGCAAGUGUUCGCGCACCCAAAUUACAAAAAAAAGAUGUACUAUGACGACAUAGCCCUACUUAAGCUGGAGAAGGAAGUGGAGUGGGUACCCAACAAGACAGAAGUGCGACCGCUGUUUGCUAACACGAUUCUCUAAGACUGACGGAAUACGUUAGACCUGUCCGCCUGUGGGUCUUUCCAGAGCUGCCCACUACGAUAGCCUUCGCAAUGGGGUACGGCGCAACGAGCUUCGCCAAGCCCAUGACGAACCGCCUCACAAAUCUUAACCUGACCGUAGUGCCGAACGCUGAGUGCAACGCCGAGCUGCCGCCUCUUGCUGAAACUCCCAGUGGAGUUCUGGAAAGCCAGAUCUGCGCCCAGGACUACAUUCUCAACAGAGACACUUGCCAGGGGGACUCGGGUGGACCCCUACAACUGAAUUUGCCGGGUCGGCGCCGAGGGCAUAGAAUACACUAUCACCUAAUUGGCAUCACCUCAUACGGCGUGUUCUGCCGCAGUAGUUACCCAUCAGUUUACACCAGAGUGUCUUCUUUCUUGGACUGGAUCGAACUUACUGUUUGGGCCUGACAGAUGCCUACAUCAGCCCAACAACUAUUUUCACAGGAGAUAUUUAAAUACAUUGCUACAACAUUACACUAGUGAAUUGUAAAAAUAAAUUGUGCUAAACAGUG
Molecule: messenger RNA, 1344 nt
Organism: Drosophila melanogaster (fruit fly)
Lineage: Eukaryota; Metazoa; Arthropoda; Insecta; Diptera; Drosophilidae
Exons: 5
Coding region: 23-625 (200 amino acids)
Biological process (GO): proteolysis
Molecular function (GO): peptidase activity; hydrolase activity; serine-type endopeptidase activity
Source: RefSeq, marked reviewed